GUGGCAGCAGUGAUGGUAGCCAUGGCGAGACUGUGUUAAUGGUCUGUCGUGCGAGGCUUACCUAAAACUGUGCCGUUAGCUUUGGGAAAGUGAUUGAAAUGUUGUACCGAUAUACGGUCGCCAUCUGUACAUCACUCUGCAUAAGGGGACGUGUGUAAUGAGCAUGAAUUGUCUGUGACCCUCCGAUACCCAUCCUAAUCAGAUCUGGGAGUCUUCAACUCCAGCCAGUGGAGUGAAAUGGUGUCAAAUGGGGUGUUUAAUUUCCCUGGAGGACAUUUCGGAUCAGAGGCAGACUGGAUGUGAAGGGGCCUGUAUCCAGUUUUACAAUUUUUUCCUUUUGGUUUGUUUUAUUUCACCCCUCUCUCUCGUCUUCUCGCUCAGCCCCAGGGCGUGGGCAGCAGCCAGAGAUGACGGAGUACAAGCUGGUGGUGGUGGGCGCUGGGGGCGUGGGCAAGAGUGCCCUCACCAUCCAGCUUAUCCAGAACCACUUUGUGGACGAGUAUGACCCCACCAUCGAGGACUCAUACAGGAAGCAGGUGGUGAUUGAUGGGGAGACGUGUCUUCUGGACAUCUUGGACACAGCUGGACAGGAAGAGUACAGCGCCAUGCGGGACCAGUAUAUGAGGACCGGGGAGGGCUUCCUCUGUGUCUUUGCCAUCAACAACACCAAGUCCUUCGAAGACAUUCAUCAGUACAGGGAGCAGAUCAAGCGGGUGAAGGACUCGGACGAUGUGCCCAUGGUGCUGGUGGGGAACAAAUGCGACCUGCCGGCCCGCACGGUGGACACCCGCCAGGCGCAGGAGCUGGCCCGCAGCUACGGCAUCCCCUACAUCGAGACCUCAGCCAAGACGAGACAGGGGGUGGAGGACGCUUUCUAUACCUUGGUGCGUGAGAUCCGACAGCAUAAGCUCCGGAAGCUGAACCCACCAGACGAGAGCGGCCAGGACUGUCUGAACUGCCGUUGUGUGGUGUCGUGACCCGGCUCGUCAACCGGGUGGGGGGGCCGGGAUCCAGCAAACGGGGGCCGUGUGGCAAGAUGGACGUGAAGGGACUGCUCAAAAAAAAAAAGAAAAAAGGAAAAUGUACAAAUACAAGCUAUGGGAAAGCGAGGCGGAAGGAUGAAGCUGUUUGACCUUAGGGCUGGGAUCAGAGGGUGGCUCGCCCACCAGGACGUCUCCCCGCCCGAUGCACGCGCUCACAUCACCAAGGACUUCUCUCCUGUGUGCUUCGCUCAGGGCGAGUCUGUGAGUCCUUUAACUUAUUGUUUUGCAGUCUCGACACUGGUCUCUCGCUGGACGCCUUCCUGACAGCAUGCCCCACACUGGCCUGGCUAAGAGCCCUCCUGUGACCUUGGACACGCCUCAAAAUGGCUGGAGGUGGAGGGCGCGGCCAAUGAAAUUACAGCAUCGUUUCCGUUUGUAUUUAGCUAAAAGGAAUGUUGUGAAUUGAUUCUUGGGUAGUUUGUUUAAAGAAGAUCACGCUUUAUGUGUUGAGUGUUUCCUGUCGGCCGUCCUGGGCGUCAUGUUGGGGAGUGGGCGGGGCUCCGGGCAGGGUUCACAUCACUUUGUGUCACCCGUGUCACAUGACUCCCCUCCCCGGGACCCACACCAAGGUCCUGUUUGCUGCAUUCGCUCAGGCUUGUCUGUCAGGGGAGGGGCAGCCCAGUGGAUUGGCCUGUAAGUGGCACCUUCCUGCACAUGACCUGCCCAGGAUGGACGCACGUUGUUAUUAUUUAACUGGGAUGUAGAACAGUGGAGUCUUUAAAUCAUCUGUUCUUUUUUUUGUUGUUUUAAUUCUCCUUCUUGGAUAUGUAAAGUCAUUGCAGUAGGACGCUUUUGACUACCCACCCUUUCUGUUUGUUAGUUUAAUUCAUGAAUCCAUUUCCUGACUUUUUUUUUUUUUUGUUAAAAAAAAGCUUUAUUUGAAGCUGGCUACAGUGAUUUUAUAUUGUUGCCUGUGUAUUUCUGUUACAGAUCAGGGAUAGGGUACAGGGGGUUCAGACCGCGUGACCUGCGAAUCGCAUCGCAAACAGUUACUGUGAUGACGUUAAGAUGCCCCUUUCCUACCCAGUCCCCCCUCUUUGGUUUUGAUUGACAGUUGUUCAUGGGAGCUGUCAGUCAGUCUCUCUGGAGCUCUUGAUGUAGCUCAGGAAUUGUGGUGGAUGAAGUCUUUUCUGAUUCUGCCGUCUAAGAUGGGCAUUCAGUUUAAGUGACAAUAUUUGUCUUCCUUAUGGUACAAAAUGCUUUUAUCCUCCGUCUGUUCAUUGGAAACUCGAUCCAGAUGUCUCUCAGUGUUUUAUAUCUUUGUGUGUUUUUUUUUUUUUUGCACUACUUAAUGUGAAAAGUCUGAAUUGAGGGUGGGAAAUGCAAAGGGAAGAGAAUGGUUUGUAUAAUGAUAACCUCUUCAGUUGUGUGUAUUUUAGUGCUGAGUUUUUCCCCCCCACCUCAUCACCCUCAGCAUAAUUGGCAUGAUGUUUUCCUCUGGCAUUCUAUGGAAAUUGAUGCAAGAUUGCCUUCCAUGACCUCACUUUGUUUUUAUUUCAAGCAACUUUUCCAAUCAUUUCCAGUGUCACAUGGAAAAUUGAAGGACAUUUUAAAAUCAUUUAAAAAUAUUAAUUUUCAUAUGCCAAUAAGUAAUGAAGGAUUCAGCUGUACGUGUAUUGUUUCAACAGGAUGACCCUUGGUUGCCUCAUACGUAUAGAAGCAUCUUUGGGUUUGGACUCUCUGGGGUGCUCCUUAGUGUUUGAAUGUAGGUUUAGUCCAUAAAAUGUGUUUAAUUUCUAAUCUAACUAUUCAUAAACUGUGGUAGGGUUACAGUGUAGAGUAACCAGAGAGAGUAUAUAGGUUAAGAUAUCAGGUUUAUGUUUUUAUUAUUAUUUACCCAAGCGUUUCUUUCUCCAAACGCUCAUUAUAUAAGCUUGUAACUAUUUUAAAAAGGAGUCAGACCUAACUUAAUGGCCACGUGGUUAAAAUGCUUCAUUUUGUCAUUUCUUUUUUAUUGACUGUAUAGUAAAAGGAACAGCGGCAUUCUGGAGCUGCAUAUGAACUUUUCGUGGGUUUGAUUGACAGAUCGCCGAAAAAAAAACCGAAAAGCCCACAUUUGUUCUCCAUUCACGUUACACCUGAAUAGUCUAGAAGGACACACUUGGAGCGCAUUUUUGGCAGAGGAAAAUGGUACCCUCACCCAGAAGCCCUCCCGGGCAAAGCGCUUCAGUAGAAGACAGGGCAAAUAGUGUGUGUGUGUGUGUGUGCGUGUGGGUGUGUUUGUGUGUGUGAGGCAGGGAGGGCAGGUCAGCUAGGGACUGUCCCCGAAAAUGAUAGCAUGCGUCAGGGACACCGGUGAAACGAACACCUUACCACCAUUCGCCUGAUUGCAAAUGUCAGCAGUCUGAUUUUUAGUGACCGCUCUUGGCCGGCUCUUCCCAGUGCGCUUCCGGGAUAUUCAACCACCAGGGGUCGCUGUUUUUAAAAAAAAAAAAAAAAAAAAUAUUAUUAUUUUUUAUUUUUGUUAACCUUCCGCAGCUCCCGAUCCCGAAGAUUAGGGACUCAUCAGGAUGACGUCGCAGCCUUCAAAACAAACCAGAACUCUAGUCCCAUGCUGUGACUUAUUCGUUAUAUGUGCAUUUGUGUUUUGUAGAUAACUUGAUCCAGUGCAAAACUUUUAUUUUGUAUUUUUAACUGUACUCGUGUUUUUUUUUCCUGCAACCGCUGUUAUGUUAUAUUACAAAGUGAUGUGACUUACAACGGCGAAACUGUGGUAUUGUAAAUUUUUAUUUGUAUUGCAUAUAGCACUACGCAAAAUAUGGAAAAUACAGAAUGUGUUCCCAGA
Messenger RNA from Paramormyrops kingsleyae, 3828 nucleotides. NCBI's taxonomy places the organism in Eukaryota, Metazoa, Chordata, Actinopteri, Osteoglossiformes, Mormyridae. The record is from RefSeq and is a predicted model, not a curated record.